CUGUCCCUCGGCGUUCUCCUCAGCGUUCUCCUCAGCCUUCGCCCGCCUUUCCCUUUCUUUCUUUCUUCCUUCCUUCCUUCCUUCCUUCCUUCCGCCCCGCCUUCUCUCUCGCUCUCUCUCGGCUUCGGAAGAGGAGGAAGAGGAAGAGGAAGCGCACGGUUCCCUCCUUCGUCCCCUCCGGGAGCCCCCUCCGAGGGGCCCGGUAGGAUGCCUGUGGAUCUGACCGGGAAGGAGGAAGAGGAGGAGGAAGAAGAGGAGGAAGAGCCCCCGGGACUCCGAGGAAGAGCCGGAGGAGGAAGAGGAAGAAGAGGAGGAGGAAGAGGAGGGCGCUGAGACGCCUGCCUGCCCGCCCGCCUCCCCCUCCCCUCCUCCGCUGCCGCCUUUGUCCCGCCGCCCAGGAAGAGGAAGAGGAAGAGGAAGAGGAAGGCCCGCUCCCUCCCUCGCCCCGGCCGGCCGGCCAUGUAUCCCCAAGGGAGGCACCCGGCACCCCACCAGCCGGGACAGCCGGGCUUCAAGUUCACGGUGGCCGAGUCCUGCGACCGUAUCAAGGACGAGUUCCAGUUCCUGCAGGCCCAGUACCACAGUCUGAAAGUGGAGUACGACAAGCUCGCCAACGAGAAGACGGAGAUGCAGCGCCAUUACGUGAUGUACUAUGAGAUGUCCUACGGCUUGAACAUCGAGAUGCACAAACAGACAGAGAUUGCAAAAAGACUGAACACGAUCCUCGCCCAGAUCAUGCCUUUCCUGUCCCAAGAGCACCAACAGCAAGUGGCUCAGGCUGUUGAGCGUGCCAAGCAGGUCACCAUGACGGAGCUGAACGCCAUCAUCGGGGUACGUGGAGUUCCCAAUCUGCCUCUCACCCAGCAGCAGCUCCAGGCGCAGCACCUCUCGCACGCGGCGCACGGGCCGCCGGUCCAGCUCCCCCCGCACCCUUCGGGCCUCCCUCCCCCGGGGAUGCCCCCCUCCGUGGCGGGCAGCGGCUCGGGGCUCCUGGCCCUGGGGGCCCUCGGGGGCCAGGCCCACCUGGCCGUCAAGGACGAGAAGAACCACCACGACCUGGACCACCGAGAUCGGGACUCCAGCGCGAAUAACUCCAUCUCUCCGUCGGAGAGUUUGAGGCACAGUGAGAAGCACAGAAGCUCCUCUGAGUAUGGCAUCGAGCCCAAGAAGCGCAAAGCUGAGGAGAAAGACAGCAUGAGCCGAUACGACAGUGACGGAGACAAGAGCGACGACCUGGUGGUGGACGUCUCCAACGAAGACCCCGCCACCCCCCGGGUGAGCCCUGCCCACUCGCCUCCUGAGAACGGGAUGGACAAGGGACGGGGCCUGAAGAAGGACGCCCCAAACAGCCCGGCCUCCGUCGCCUCGUCCAGCAGCACCCCCUCCUCCAAGACGAAAGACUUGGGCCAUUCCUUUUUGGAGCAGAAUGACAAGUCAUCCACCCCGGGGUUGAAAUCCAACACUCCCACCCCGAGGAGUGACGCGCCGACCCCUGGGACGAGCACCACUCCAGGCCUCCGACCGAUGCUGGGAAAGCCUCCCGGAAUGGACCCCUUGGCCUCUGCCCUGCGGGCGCCCAUCUCCAUCGCAGGCUCCUACGCCACCCCUUUUGCCAUGAUGGGCCACCAUGAGAUGAACGGCUCCCUCGCCAGCCCCGGGGCCUACGCCAGCCUCCACAACAUCCCUUCCCAGAUGACCGCUGCUGCCGCCGCUGCAGCCGCUGCCUAUGGACGCUCCCCCAUGGUCAGCUUCGGAGCGGUCGGCUUUGACCCCCAUCCGCCCAUGAGGGCCCCCGUCCUGCCCACCAGCCUGGCCUCCAUCCCCGGUGGCAAACCAGCAUAUUCCUUCCACGUGAGUGCGGACGGGCAGAUGCAGCCGGUACCCUUCCCCCACGACGCGCUGGCCGGCCCCGGCAUCCCCCGCCACGCGCGGCAGAUCAACACGCUCAGCCACGGGGAGGUGGUCUGCGCUGUGACCAUCAGCAACCCCACGCGGCACGUCUACACCGGGGGCAAGGGCUGCGUCAAGAUCUGGGACAUCAGCCAGCCGGGCACCAAGAGCCCCGUCUCCCAGCUGGACUGCUUGAACCGGGACAACUACAUCCGCUCCUGCAAGCUGCUUCCAGAUGGCCGGACGCUGAUUGUGGGCGGGGAGGCCAGCACGCUGACCAUCUGGGACCUGGCCUCCCCAACGCCCCGCAUCAAGGCCGAGCUGACCUCCUCGGCCCCCGCCUGCUACGCUUUGGCCAUCAGCCCCGACGCCAAGGUCUGCUUCUCCUGCUGCAGCGACGGCAACAUCGCCGUCUGGGACCUCCACAACCAGACACUGGUCAGGCAGUUCCAGGGCCAUACGGACGGGGCCAGCUGCAUCGACAUCUCCCACGACGGGACCAAGCUCUGGACAGGCGGCCUGGACAACACAGUCCGCUCCUGGGACCUCCGGGAAGGGCGGCAGCUCCAGCAGCAUGACUUCACCUCCCAGAUCUUCUCCCUGGGCUACUGCCCGACGGGCGAGUGGCUGGCGGUGGGCAUGGAGAGCAGCAACGUGGAGGUCCUGCACCACACCAAGCCCGACAAAUACCAGCUCCACCUCCACGAGAGCUGUGUCCUUUCGCUGAAGUUUGCCUAUUGUGGGAAGUGGUUUGUGAGCACCGGGAAGGACAACUUGCUCAACGCGUGGAGGACUCCCUACGGAGCCAGCAUAUUCCAGUCAAAAGAAUCGUCCUCCGUCUUAAGCUGUGACAUUUCAGCCGACGACAAGUAUAUCGUGACCGGCUCCGGGGACAAGAAGGCCACUGUCUACGAGGUCAUCUACUGAGCGGCUUUUCAGGGAAGGACGUCACACUCCAGGCUGGACGCGAUCCGGCCAAAUGUCACGAGGGACUCCGGCUGAUGGACGCAACGCGGGGGCAGCCGAGCAUCCCAUCCUGACCCAGCCUUUGGAGUCAACGCAACCGGAGUGGAUCUUGGAACCAUCUGGGCAAAUUCGAGGCCUUACAGCUUGGUCCUGGAUGAUCUGCUACUGCUUUGGAGACCUCACCAAGUUGGCAUCUGUUACGAUGCUUUCGGGAGGCGAACACCGUCUGUUGGCUUUUCGACUGAGAUGGUGAAGUUCUUGCCUCUCUGCCAGACUUUUGGGAAAUGUAAAUAGCGGAUGAGUUUUAAUACGGCGAGGGGCGGUGAUUUCGACUACGUAUUUUUGGCUUUCCAUCUACCUUCUUUGUUUGGUCUGCUGUAAACUCUGUCGCAUUGGGGGUUUCGUUGGCAACGGUGGAUGGCCAUCUUCCCUGUUGAGUUGGUGAUUUGGGUCCAUUGGCAUUGAUGGCAAACAACAUCUUCUCAUUUCGUCCGUUGAUGAUGAUCAUCUUCUCGUUUGGUCCAUUGGUGAUGGUCAACUUCUCAUUUGGUCCAUUGAAGAUUGCCAUCUUCUCGUUUGGUCCAUUGACAAUGGCCGUCUUCCCAUUUGGUCCAUUGGUGAUGAUCAUCUUCUCGUUUGGUCCAUUGGUGAUGGUCAACUUCUCAUUUGGUCCAUUGAUGAUUGCCAUCUUCUCGUUUGGUCCAUUGACGAUGGCCGUCUUCCCGUUUGGUCCAUUGGUGAUGACCAUCUUCUCGUUUGGUCCAUUGGUGAUGAUCAUCUUCUCGUUUGGUCCAUUGGUGAUGGUCAACUUCUCAUUUGGUCCAUUGAUGAUUGCCAUCUUCUCGUUUGGUCCAUUGACGAUGGCCGUCUUCCCGUUUGGUCCAUUGGUGAUGGUCAACUUCUUGUUUGGUCCAUUGACGAUUUCCAUCUUCCCGUUUGGUCCAUUGGUGAUGACCAUCCUCUUUUCCAUGGAUGUCUUUGAGGUUCUCCCCCAUGAAAGCUGUUCCUCCAAGGAGUUGAAUCUACCAUCAUCUACACAAACAGCCCCUUGUUUUGUGCUGGAACGGGUCUUGGAGGAUAUUGGUUGGAUCUUCCUGCUUUUUGAUGGCAACUUCAACCAAACUCUUGUGUCUUUCUUCUUCUGUGGAUUUCUCUCUCUCAUUUUUGGUUUGUUUUUCAAGAAGCACUUGUGGGUUUGGAGCAAACAAGGAUAUCUCGGUGGGUUUCCAUCAACGGAGAAUCUCUUUUUUUUGUUUGUUUUUUUCCUCCAAGAUAGCAACAGUUAAACAAUACGCUCAGGGAGCCAAGGGAAAAUAAAGAAAAUCGCAACUGACGUGGGAUUUUUUUUAACUCCAUUGAAAGUUAAUCUAAUAGAGAUGAUAACGUUUUAAAUACAGGUCGUUGUUUUUCUUAAGUUUACUAACAAACAUGGUUUCUGUGGGGAGGGGGCCACAACGGUGUGGGUUUCUGGUGGCUUUUGCCGGUUUUUGGGGAGAUUCGAGGGGAAAGGAGGGCAAGUGGGUGCAGUUUUUGUACUUAAAGGCAUCAAUGAAAUUUAAACCACGGGAAGUCGGCAUAUUUGUGUAGCAGAAGAUCUCGCCCUGUGAUGUAGCAGAUGGAAGUGAAUUUUUAUACCACAUUUUUUAUGGAUUAUUUUUUAAUUUUUGAUUUUGAUCUGGUUUUAAGAAAGAGAAGACGAAGUAACUAUGGCUUAAAAAGGUGAAAAAAAAGAAAGAAAGAAAGAAAGAAAGAAAGAAAGGAAGGAAAAACUACCUGUUUUUAUUAAAGGCCAUGCUGGUGCAUAAAGGAAAA
Anolis carolinensis (green anole) is the source of this 4668-nucleotide messenger RNA. RefSeq names its product TLE family member 3, transcriptional corepressor. Gene Ontology annotation, biological process: regulation of DNA-templated transcription; negative regulation of canonical Wnt signaling pathway. The transcript is spliced from 20 exons. The record is from RefSeq and is a predicted model, not a curated record. NCBI's taxonomy places the organism in Eukaryota, Metazoa, Chordata, Lepidosauria, Squamata, Anolidae. Bases 460 to 2817 code for a protein of 785 amino acids. Gene Ontology annotation, molecular function: transcription corepressor activity; protein binding. Gene Ontology annotation, cellular component: nucleus; transcription regulator complex.